CGACGCCAUUUAUAUAAAUAGUAAGUAAUGAUUCAUUAUUCUAAAUUUAGAUAAGUGCAGAAAGUAAUAGUAAUUUAAACAUUCAAGAUGUCUCAUGAUGUAUUUAUGCACCGCGAAGAAAGCCGGCGGGAGGUCGUGCCAGCGAUGCGCGACGAGCGCGACAUCGGUCGGCCCGUCGCGCUCCCGCCCAAAAAUGGUCAAUUUGCAAAUAAAAAUGCCCGCCUCAGGAGCUUCGAAGGCUGGCCGCAAAACAUGCGCCAGACGCCGGAGGAGCUUGCUGAGGCAGGCUUUUUUUAUACGGGAAAGGAGGACGCAGUUCUAUGCUUCCACUGUGAUGGGGGCUUAAAAGGGUGGAAGAGGGGGGACCAACCCUGGGCCCAACAUGCCCAGUGGUUUGAUCGGUGCCCAUUUUUGGCCCAGGCAAAGGGCAAAAUUUACAUCAAAAAGAUGUGGAAGGAAGCUCGCGGCAUUCCCACGAACGCCCGUUGUGUCUAUGUCGCGAGUUUCUGGGAGGACAACUUGCUACCACAGGUGCAUUCGGGUACCAACCAUGAGUGGAUUUACAACAUGUUGGACCUGAGAUUAUUUCCCCCAGAAUAAUUCUUUAUUCCAUGGGAAAUUAAUCAGGUCCAUCAUAUUAUAGAUCCACUCAUGGUAUUAAAAACCUUCUAGUGUUGUAGACCAAUAACUAAAGAUAAAUUAGAGUGAUUUAAAAACUCAAUUACUUCUAAAAAUAAAAGUUUGCAUUUGAAAACAGUCAUCCAGACAUGCUUUUUGAUGCACCUUUUGAAAACAAUAGAUAGAGUUCUUUAGUUUUUGUAUACAGUUUUUAAAAUAUUUAAAAUCAACAUAAUUAUUAAAAUUUUGACAUCCUCAAAUACAAGCUUUUCAUAAUUUCAAAUUACCUAUAAAAAAACUUGUGUUCAUGUGUAUAAAAAACCUUCUAGUGUUCUAGACCAAUAACUAAAGGUAAAUUAGAGCGAUUUAAGAACACAAUUAGUUCUAAAACUACAAUUUUUGCAUUUGAAAACAGUCAUCCAGACAUUGCUUUUCGGUACACCUUUUAGAACAAUACAUAACAUUCUUUAGUUUUUGUAUACAAUUUUUAAAAUAUUUAAAAUCAUAAGAUAUAAUUAUUGAAAUUAUCCAAUUUUCAAUAUUACCCGAAUGCACCUUAUGGUACGAGUAUGUUGUAACAUGUUUUGAUGUAAAUUUUGUCCUGUCCCUCCUCCUCCAUCCUUUAAACCUUCUAGUGUUCUAGACCAAUAACUAAAGGUAAAAAGAGUGAUUUAAAAACUCAAUUACUUCUAAAACUACAAGUCUAGCAUUUGAAAACAGUCAUCCAGACAUGCUUUUUAGUACACCUUUCAAAACAAUAGAGUUCUUUCUCGCUAUCAAACAAGUGAAACUGCAUAAUUGUGCACUGGCAUCAGUUCACAUUUUUAGUUCUAGUGGUCUAGACGGUAUCUGAACUUUUUAUUAAAUAAACAACUAAGAAGUUCAAAUAAAUCUAAAUUGUAUGUACCAAACUUCAUAAAUGGGUAUGGUAAGCGAAGGCUCGAAUAUAUUGUUCCAACAUUGUUUGUUAAUAAUGUUCUGUUUGUUCCUAAAUAUUGUAUUUAUUGUAUGCAAUAAUAACCAGUGCACAGUAAAACUAACUGUGUUUGUGUUGCACUAUGGUUAGGCUUAAUUUCAAUGUGUUGUUUGUUGAAAAAUAAAUAAUAAUAAUAACAACCUUUAACGAUUUUCCGGAUACGGUAAAGAAUCUUCUAAAAGAUACUAAUAUACUCACGAACGUCAUAAGCGGAAACUAAAGAAUUACUUUUUGGGACAGCCUGUGUAGCGUCGCAGCAGCGGUUUACUCACACUUUUACAAUAUUUAUUUAACUACCCGAUAAUGAUUUUUGUUUGUUAAUUAUUUUAGUUCUUAAAUAUUGUAUUAUGUAAUAAUAACCAGUGCACAGUAAAACCAACUGUGGUUUGUGUUGCAAUAUGGUUAGGCUUAAUCUAAAUGUGUUUUUUUGUAGAAUAAUAAAUAAAUAAAUAAAUAAAAAUAAUAUUAUAUCUAUUUUGUUUGUUAUUGUGGUAGUAACAAACUGCAGCUGAUGAUUUGUUCUCACUUGUAAUUUAUUUAAAAAAAAAGUAUAUUUUCACUACUCUUGCUCAAAAACACUGUCAUAUUACCACUCCACAGCGGGGCUAAAAAUACUCAUUAUUCAUCUUUACAAUAGUCGGAAAUUAUGUUACUGGGUAAAAGCAUCUCCCUUAUCCAAAAUUCCAGACUUUGUACAUUUAAUUUUCAAUUAAAAUAAAUCAUUGAAUAUUGUACUAAACUAUUUUAUUUUCUCGCAAUCGUAGUGAAAAGCAGAGUGUAACACGUGGGGCUAAACCCAUUAUAAACUCGGUUACUCGCCUUACGUCUCGGGCCCUAAAAAUACCUUGUAUAUAAUGGGUCUUUUUAGCCCCUUGUAUAACAAUCUACUAUUUUUAAUCAUUGUAAAAUAUUUUUGUAAUAUAUAUGUUUCCUCUAGUAAA
This is a messenger RNA of Bicyclus anynana (squinting bush brown), 2535 nucleotides long. RefSeq names its product baculoviral IAP repeat-containing protein 7-B-like. Bases 88 to 600 code for a protein of 170 amino acids. Lineage: Eukaryota; Metazoa; Arthropoda; Insecta; Lepidoptera; Nymphalidae. The record is from RefSeq and is a predicted model, not a curated record. Gene Ontology annotation, biological process: regulation of cell cycle; negative regulation of apoptotic process; positive regulation of protein ubiquitination. Gene Ontology annotation, cellular component: nucleus; cytoplasm. Gene Ontology annotation, molecular function: ubiquitin protein ligase activity; cysteine-type endopeptidase inhibitor activity involved in apoptotic process. The transcript is spliced from 2 exons.